Passer montanus (Eurasian tree sparrow) is the source of this 3599-nucleotide messenger RNA. RefSeq names its product crystallin mu (gene CRYM). The transcript has 8 exons. Gene Ontology annotation, cellular component: cytoplasm. Lineage: Eukaryota; Metazoa; Chordata; Aves; Passeriformes; Passeridae. Bases 100 to 1422 code for a protein of 440 amino acids. The record is from RefSeq and is a predicted model, not a curated record. Gene Ontology annotation, biological process: thyroid hormone metabolic process. Gene Ontology annotation, molecular function: thyroid hormone binding.
CCGCGCGGGGUGUCGCCCCCUGCCGGGCACCGCGGGCCGUGACACCCUGCGGCGCGCGGGGUCCCGGUGCCGACGGUGCCCCGGGAAUGUGCCCCGGGAAUGUGCCCAGGGAAUGUGCCCCGGGAAUGUGCCCCGGAAUGUCCCUCCGGAACGGCCCUCGGGGCGCGGGUACCGCUGGCGGCUGUCUUUCGGGCCGUCCCUCAGGACGCGGGAUCCCAGGGUGGCUGUGCCCAGUCUAUGUCAGCGCCAUCCCGUGGAGUUCGCAGCCGCCUUCCCGCCGAGCGCUGCCCGGGUGAGGCGGGACAGCGGCGGUCCCUGCGGGCACAGCAAUGCCCGGGCCGCCGGAGCCGCCCUCGAGCCGGCCUCAGCGCGGACAGGGCGGUGCGCUGCGCCGCACUCUCGGAGUCCCGUCAGCCCGUCCCGUCCUGUCCUACCCUAUUCUAUUCUAUCCUAUCCUGUCCCGUUCCGUUCCUCGCCAUGGGCUCGACUGCUCCCGUGUUCAUCGGCGCCGAGGAGGUGGAGAAGCACCUGCACCGCGCCAGCCUCCUGCUGCCGGCGCUGGAGGCCGCCCUGGCCAACUUCUCUGCGGGCGCGGCGGGCGGGGUGGUGCAGCCGGUGCGCACCGUGCUGCCCGUGCCCCGGCACGGCGGGUACCUCGGAGUCAUGCCCGCGUACAGCGCUGCCGACGAUGCGCUGACAACCAAGCUGGUGACUUUCUACGAGCACCUGAAGGACUCCUCUGUGCCUUCCCACCAGGCCACUGUCCUCCUGUUUGACCCCAGCAAUGGCACUCUGAAAGCUGUCCUGGAUGGCAGUGUCAUUACAGCAAAACGAACAGCUGCAGUUUCUGCCAUCGCUACCAAGUUGUUAAUGCCACCUUUUGCAGAAGUGCUGUGCAUUUUGGGAGCUGGUGUUCAAGCAUACAGCCAUUAUGAUAUCUUCACAGAACUGUUCACAUUUAAAGAGGUGAGGGUAUGGAACCGCACCAAGGAGAAGGCAGUGAAGUUUGCCAGCUCCGUCAGCGGCCCCGUGCGGGUCUGCUCCUCCGCCCAGGAGGCGGUGACAGGGGCUGAUGUGAUUGUCACAGUCACCAUGGCAACAGCUCCCAUCCUCUUCGGAGACUGGGUGAAGCCAGGUGCCCACAUCAAUGCUGUUGGAGCAAGCAGACCAGACUGGAGAGAGCUGGAUGAUGAGCUGAUGAAGAAUUCUGUUCUGUUUGUGGAUUCCAGAGAUGCUGCUCUUACAGAAUCAGGAGAUGUCAUUUUGUCAGGGGCAGAGAUUUUUGCUGAGCUGGGGGAGGUAUUGAAGGGUACAAAACCAGCCCUGCCUGAGAAAACAACAGUGUUUAAAUCACUGGGGAUGGCAGUUGAAGACACGGUAGCAGCAAAAUUUGUUUAUGAUGCAUGGUCAGCUGGUAACUGAAGAGAGAAGUCUACAAAGCCAAUGAGGCCAAGAAAAUCGUUUGCACUUAGUUUCCUUGAAUCCUGUGUUAACAAGAAAGGCACCAAUCCUGUCUAAAUCCUUCAAUAAUUUUAAGAAUAUUCAAGAAGGACAAGUAAAAUUUCAGCAAUAGACUAAUUUCUAAAGUCUUCUAAUUUCAAGUAUUAGAUACUUGCAGUAUUGUUAAUAAAUGUCUCUCUUGUAACAGCAAGCAUUAGAUGUUUGCAGUGAUACUAACAAGGGUAUCUUUCCAUAUUUUGGUAUCAUUCUGGAAUCAAUGCCUUUCCUCUCUAAUUAUUUAUGGAGCAGAAGCCUGUGUGUAGAUUUUGUGGUUUUUAGAGGGAUAAUUAAUUCUGGUGUAAAAUAGAUCAGUUUGUAGAAUGGACUCUGGCAUCAUAUUUACCUGUGGUGGUACUUUAAAUGCAGCUGUGGGUUUCAGUAUUCCAGUGACAGUGACGUCUUCAGCCUUCUAGGCACACAGCCCACCUCUAACUCCUGGACACAUCUUCCUUUCCAGCUCACUGGAAAUCACCAUUUUCUUCACCCCUGGCAAUCCACCUUCCUUUGCCCUCAGACUCGGUGGUUUUUCACUAAGGGCACAGUUCUCAGUGGGGGUUUAUGUAAUAACCAUACCUCCCUGCAGCUGGGUUUCUGCUCAGUACUUCCCUUAGAACAUGCCUCACUGGGAUAUUGCCAUUUUCAUAUUGCAGGGAGUCACACAGACUGUGAGGACUAAGUGUCUUGUCUUUAACUUUUAUCUCAGUUCUGUAGGGAGAUUUUGCCGUUAAUCUAUGAAUCCUCUAAGUUGUUUUUCUAAGUUUCUUGAAGGCUGGAGCUGCACAAACUGAUUUCAAGUAUACAGGCAAAAAUUUUCAGUUUGGCUAUACUAUGCUUCAAUUGCUAAUUGUUCUAUUAUCACAGAUAUUAGCUGGGGCAGGAAUUUUCAUGAUCCUUUCCUGGCAGAGGAACCCAGUGACAUAAGGAAAAGUUCCAGUUUUGUGCUGUUAUGCAACUGCCUUGCAAAAGAGUGAGCAUCUGCUGAAAAACAGCUAUUGCCCUGGAAACAGAUUCCUGUCCCAGGCUCACAAGUUGUGCCUUGUGAAAUUUUAUUUCCAUUUGCAUAUUAUUUCAUGCAGGCUAUUAAGUGUUUCUUCAUGCUGUGGAAGAGUUGGAUGACAGGGCAUUUAAUAACAUGUCAGUAGAAUAGAAGAGCACAGGAAGGAGGGUCAGGAGCAGCUGGCAUUACAGCCCUGGAGGGUGCAUAGGCAGGUGUAGAAGAGGUUAAUGAGUACAGUGCAGGUGUGAUGUAAAUAAUACUCCCAGUUGUAAGCCUGGUGUUGGAAGAGCUAGUUGGAAAAAGUACAAAGUGGUAGAUGUAGCAGAGAAAGGUACCAGACUCCUGAUAGGCCUGAAGGAUGUUUGAUGUGGAUUCAAACUGAACUCCACUUGUCCUGUUUAUCCCAUCAAAAAAAAAAACCAACAAAAAAAACCCCCCCAAAAAAAACCAACCACAAAAAAAACCCCAGAAAAUUCUCUGUGAGCUUCUGUGUUUUAAUUAUAGCAAAAUUACUCUUCUGUCUUUACAUGUCUUGUUUCUUCUCUGUCAUUUCUGAUGUGUACAGAAGUUUGUGUUGACUUAGUUUCUUGGUUCAUUCAUGCAGAACUACACUAACCUGAGGUAAACAUGAAAAUAAAUGAUGCUCCAUUAUUCAAGAACUCUAUGGAAACUUCCAAUUAAUAAUUAUGACAGUAUAAUCCCAGUUCUGUGCCAGUGGUAUGCCAGAUUUGCAAUUUGAAGUGAGAUGUAGUGUUUGGGAAGAAGACAAGUCCAGUUUAUUUUCACAUGUACUCCCCUACAGACUAUGCACUUUAAAAAAAUAAAUGGAGCCAGUCCAAAGACCUGGUUCUGAAAACCCACAUUGUUCUCAGCUUCAUUGGCAGUGGGAGAUUUUGGGAGCCUGGCUUCAGUGUUGUACCUCUGAUGUCAUGAAGUUCAGUUACAAUGGGAAUUGCUUGGAUGCCACCUUUAGAUUUUCUGAGGGGAAAUAAUAGCAUCAAUUUCUAUGUUUCUUUCUCUUACAAACUAAUGGAUCAUGAAAUUGUGUAACUUGCAUUUAUAUUAAAAUUAAAUAGAUACUGCUGUUUUUCUUUGACACUCA